This is a messenger RNA of Solanum lycopersicum (tomato), 1678 nucleotides long. RefSeq names its product AT-hook motif nuclear-localized protein 22. Gene Ontology annotation, cellular component: nucleus. Gene Ontology annotation, molecular function: minor groove of adenine-thymine-rich DNA binding; DNA-binding transcription factor activity. The record is from RefSeq and is a predicted model, not a curated record. Gene Ontology annotation, biological process: vegetative to reproductive phase transition of meristem. Lineage: Eukaryota; Viridiplantae; Streptophyta; Magnoliopsida; Solanales; Solanaceae.
AGAGAGAAAGCUGGAGAGAGGUGGGCCCCAUGUUCCCACCGCCCAUACGCACGCUGUCUGUCUCACCAAAAACCGAACUCAUCAUCCAUCCAACUUCACACACCCCUACCUAACCUUAACCCAAUGAUACUACAACUAUAACCCAACCCAACCCAAAAGUAUCAAAUUCAUCCAACUCAUUCUCUCUAGCUUUCUCUCUUCUCACUUCGUUUUUUUUUUUUUUGCUAAAACUAGAAUAGUUUCUUAAAAACUUGCUUCAGAUAUGAAACUUUGAGUAUUGAGAGAUGUUCUUCUUAUUUCCAAUAAGACGACUCGAUAACCCCAAACCCUCACCACAAGAAAAGGAAAGAAAAGGAUUGUAGUAUGGUUGAUUCACCUCUUUCUCCUGAAUCCCUUAUUGGGUUGUCAAAGCUUCAUUACUUUCCCUUUCCAACUCUUCUUUGGUGAAGGUUACAACUAAAUUUCCUAGGUUAUAGAUGGAUCAAUUAACAGCUCAUGGUCGUCCUCUUCCACCUCCUUUUCACACAAGAGAUGUUCAGUUACAGAAUAACAAUCCUCAUCUCCACGCACAGUUCCAUCACAUACAGCAACAGCAGAAGAGUGAAGAUGAACAACAAAGCGGACAUCGAAAUCAAAAACGAGAUCGUGACGAUAACUUCAGUUUAAAUCCUGAUCCAUCUGGUUCCAUGGAUAGCAAAGGAAACAACACUAUUGGAGAUGGCGGUAGAAGACCAAGAGGAAGACCAGCUGGUUCAAAAAACAAACCAAAACCACCAAUUAUUAUUACUCGGGAUAGCGCAAACGCUUUGAGAUCUCAUGUGAUGGAAAUCGCUACUGGAUGUGAUAUACAAGAAAGUAUAUCAAACUUCGCAACAAGAAGACAACGAGGUGUUUGCAUAUUAAGUGCCAGCGGAACUGUUACAAACGUUACAAUUAGACAACCCGCGUCUCCGGGUGCGGUGGUAACUCUACAUGGGAGAUUUGAAAUCUUAUCUCUUUCCGGUUCCUACUUACCACCGCCAGCACCGCCAGCCGCAUCAGGGCUGACGAUAUACUUGGCCGGAGGACAAGGCCAAGUAGUUGGCGGUAGCGUUGUUGGGCCGUUGAACGCUUCAGGUCCGGUGGUGAUAAUGGCGGCUUCGUUUGGGAAUGCAGCCUAUGAAAGACUUCCACUUGAAGACGAAGAAUCGCCGGUGGGGCAGCAAGGAAGUGGAGGAAAUUUAGGAACAAGUACUAAUCAAGGUGCAGCAGCAGCACAACAAAUUAUGGGUACUGAUCCAAAUGCUAAUAAUUUACUACAAGGAUUGCCUCAAAAUCUACUAAAUUCAUGUCAAUUACCACCAGCUGAAGCUUAUUGGGGACCAGGAGCUCGUCCUCCUUAUUGAUUUUAAAAUUGGGAAUUAACUUCAAAACUAGCUGUCUUCUUUUUUUUUCUCUUUAAUUUGCAUUUUGUUAAUCUUGGAACAUGAUUUCCAAAUUCCAAUAUUAUAGUACAGUAGUACUACUACUACAAACUUCUUUUCUAUUAACCAUCUUUCUUUUUUAAGUGUUAAUUAGUCGGGUUUGUGAGGUUGUGUACACAUCAUCCUUCUUUUCUUCUGACUCAACUUUGUAAGGUUAUUAGUCAUUUAGCGAAGGAUGUAAAAUUUCAAAGUAUCUUUCUUUUUCUUCUUUAUUU